Molecule: messenger RNA, 1793 nt
Organism: Paramecium pentaurelia
Lineage: Eukaryota; Ciliophora; Oligohymenophorea; Peniculida; Parameciidae
Source: the annotation of a GenBank genome assembly
AUGAGUUAUUAAGUGAUAUUCUUGAUUUUCAUUAAGAUAAGUUUAUAAUCAACCAGAAUCAGGACAAAAGAAUCCUAUACAAUGAAUCAUGAAAUUGAAGAAGACAUUAUCAGAAUGGCUCAUAAAAAACAAACAGUAUAUGUACUUAAGUAGAUAUCUUAAAAUAAUCAUAGUUUAACUAAUGCAUACGAUGUUGAUGUAUUUGAUGAAUCCGAAUCUGAUGAACCUAUCUAGACUCCCUAUCUUUCUUUGGAUAAUAAAGAUGUUGAAUCAUUAGAAGUGAAAAAUCGUAAUGAAUUAAUUCUAAUUUUAGAAUGUGUAGGUUUUCCUAAACAUCCUUAAUUAAAAGAGAUUUUACAAUAUAAAAUUAAAGAUGCCACUGAAGAUUCUUAUUAUACAGAUAUGGUGACACUUUCAGAGUAUUCCAAUUUAUUUUUAAUGACACAAGAAUUAUAAUUGAUAUAGGUUAAACUACGUUGCAGUGAUUCUGGAUGGAUUGCCUAAGAAUCAUAGAGUGUCUUUGAUUUGAAAAAGUAACUUAAAUUACCAAAUUCAACAAUCAUAGCCAACGCUUUAUUCAGUUGUCCAAAAGUAAAAUAUUAGUUUAUAUUUUUUAGAAACAUUUAAGUUGUUUAAUCAUAACUCCUUUUGGAGGGUUUUGGGUUUCCAAAUUUUCAGAUUUCGAUUCUAAUGAUUUACCAAUUGAACCAUAUCCUGAAUAAAGAAUUAUACAAAGAAAGAUUGUUCAUAAAGUUUCUACUUUUGGAGAAUAUUUAGCAGUAGCAGUAGGUGAGGAUGGUGUAGAUUUAUAUACAUAUGAAUAAGAAGAUUAAGAUAUAUAUAAAAGAAGUAUUAUACAUUUAUUAACAAUCUCAAAGUAAUAAUUUAAUGUUACUAUUAAUAUUAUUGGAGUGAAAAUUGUGGAUGAUAAAUUAUUUUGUUUAGAUGAUACUUAAGGAUUAUUUAUUUUCAAUAUUUCUAAAAUAAGAAUGCCUAUUCAAAUAAUGGAUAUACAUAUAACUAGAAGUGUAGCAUUUGAAGUAUAUGAGAAUACUAUACUUGUUGUUGCUUAGACUCCAAGUAAUAUUGAAUAUAUUUUGGAAAUAUUCAUAGAUUUGAGAGAUCACUCUUAUUUUGUGAAUAGAGUUUUAGUUGAUGAUUUUACAUAUAGAGAUUUGUAAAUAAAUCCAAAUUAUGCAUUUUUAAUUGGAGAAGAAGCACAUUUGAUAAUUAAACAUUCAAUUUAUAAUGGAUUUGUAAAAUACAAUAAAGAAUUAGUGAAAACAUUCUUUGAAAAUUAAUUGGUUCGUUUUGAAUUAUAUAGUAAAUCAAGUGAACCUGCAGAAUUAAGAUUUAAAGAAACAUUUUAUUAUGUAGGAUUAUCUCGUUAAGCUAUACAUGUAUGGAAAUUUAUGGAUUAUCAUGCCUUUUUAUUAUGUAGUUUUGAUGAAAGAUCAGAACAUGAAAUAAUAGUUAAAUUAAAUUCAACAUCUUGUGAUGAAAAGAAUAAGAGAGAGAGUCUUUAUUAAUAAUGUUAAGCAGAAUAGAAAAUUAAUAUCUUAGUUUCUGGACCAUUAUUCUAUUCAGACACCUUUACAAUUUUAGUUUUUAUUCUAAUAUUUUCAGGCGUAUUAUUAAAUAUGAUAAAAAUAGAUUGUUUUAUGCAUUAUAUGUAUUUGUGUAUGUGUUCGUUGGAAAAGAUUAUUAAGAGAAUUAGAAGAAAAUAGAUAUUAGUUAAAAGAAAUGAAGAGAUAUGGACAAUUACCAGAAUAGGAAUAAAAUCAAAUAUGAUA